GCAUCAGUUGAUUCGUCCUUACAUUUCCUUACUAGCCUGUUUUCUACAUCUAUCAUGAAAGCAACUUCACUUUCCUCCCGCGCACACUCGGGCUCGAUCAGCCAGUUCACUAUCGCCGCGCUGCUCGUUGUCUGCUCAGGUUUCACCGUUGGCCUCACGUUUGCUCCAUGCCACAGCACCAUAUGUGUAGAACAUUGGUUUCCUUCGCAAGUUCGUACUCACAUCGCAGUGUUCUACGGUGGAAUCGGUAUCGCUGCAAUUUAUAUCGCCGGAUGGUCCAAGUCUACAGUUAUCAGAUCAUUCUCAGAUCGUUAUCUCCUCGACAAGCCGCUUCCUCUGAUCGGAAUACGACUUUCUCUCGGCGGGACACUUUUGUCGGCGUGGAUCCUAGCUUUCACGCUGGUAACCACGGCGUACUGGCUACCAGUUGAGCACGCAUUUUGGUACGCCAAAGGAUUCGAGGCGGACUGGACGCAGUACAUGUUCCGUGUCACAUGGGCUGGCGUGACAGGCCACUGGUGCGACAUACUGUUCGGACUGGUUCUCUUACCUGUCGGGAGGAACAGUCUCAUUUCUGAUGCCUUCGGUAUACAGACUUCAACGUUGCUGGUCGCGCACAAGCUGCUUGCAUACACGCUGUGCGCGUUUGGCCUGAUACACGGCUUGCUUUAUUAUUCCUUUCUUGCUGCUUGGCUCGCCAACCCUAAAGAGCUGGUUCAUGACGCUUUCAACCCAGAUAAUCCUUUCUAUACUUGGAAGCAGAUUGAACAGAUCGGCCCAUAUGGUUGGUUACCAUUACCUACAGGAGCCGUCGUUGGCAUCAUCUUGAUCCCUAUUGUGAUCAUCACGGCGCUGCCUCACAUCCGGAGGAACAACUACAAUACUUUCUACUACAUUCACGUCAUCUUCGCCCUACUCAUUCUCGUGUUUGUCUGCCUGCACGCAAGCACCAACUUCUAUUUCAUCCUUCCGGGUUUGCUCCUCUGGGUAUACGACUGGAGCUACCGGGUACAACAUGCAUUGUGUUCCAAGCAGACAAUUGAAGUAGAAGGCGCAGGCAACAACUGGUACCGCAUGCGGCUUCCUAGCGCCCCCAACGCAAUUACCGACGAUGGUUCAGCGGCUGAGAAAGGUCUUGCUGCGCAGAAUGCUUCGGAGCCAUAUUACCCUCUCGAGACGUACUACGUUCGUCUGAGUGCAAUUAGCAAGGUUCAAAUUCAUCCUUUCACGGCGGUAGCGACGGCGACAUCCUCGUCUGGUCCGAUUAUUUUGUUCCAGAAGAGUCCCUCCAAGAAGAAAGUGGCUGCUAGCGACAAAGAAUGGACUUGGUCGCUAGGUGCGAUGGUCGACCAACGCCCUAUGGAGGAUCCUUUGAAUAUUGAGGCUCGCGUCGAGGGUCCGUACAUCACCUCAGUUCCUGGGCUCAGCCCUGAAAAUGAUGUGAUUGCCAUUGUAGGUGGAACAGGCAUCACCGGUGCUUUAUCACUAGCUAACUGGUGGAUUUCCCGACAAUGUACUACACGUCCAACCAAACAACGACUCAAGAUCGUCUGGAGUGUUCGAGAUUCCAGGAUGGCUGAUAUUGCCGAAGUUCGUGCGUUCCAGGAACGUCUUCAAGACUUGGAGCAGACAGCUGAUCUGCAGAUCCAUGUUUCUUCACAGUCAGGUCGCUUGCUUCCCGGACUAGUCUUGGAAAAGUUCAUGGAGGCGCGACCAGACUCUGCAGACAGCACGUUCGUGUACAUCUCUGGGCCGGAAGGUCUUGCUGCUGAUGUGGAAACCGCUUGUAUCAGGCAAAAUAAACAGCUUAGAGCGAAUCGUCAAGGCAACAGGAAAAAGCAGAUCAGUUGGCACAAUGCCUCCUUUACAGUUUGA
Periconia digitata is the source of this 1875-nucleotide messenger RNA. The record is from the annotation of a GenBank genome assembly. NCBI's taxonomy places the organism in Eukaryota, Fungi, Ascomycota, Dothideomycetes, Pleosporales, Periconiaceae.